AUGAGCGGGUGGGGGUGUCGGGGCGGCCCGGUCCCCCGCGGGGGACCCCACGGUACCGGGCGCCGGCGGCCGUGGCGGCUGCUGCUCCUGGCCUGGCUCAGCCUGGGCUGCGGCGUCGGCACCGCACAGGGCCCAGCCCUGGGGAUGCCGGCGCGGGUCCCCGAGCCCCCAGCCCCUGCUCGGCCCCGCCGGCAGCCGGCCCGGGGUGCCUGGGGGCCCUGGGGACCCUGGAGCUCCUGCUCCAGCUCCUGCGGGGACGGCGUCGCCCUCCGCACCCGGAGGUGCCUGCGGUCUGCCGAGGAGGAGCCGUGCACGGGCGACCCACGGCAGUACCGGCUCUGCCAGCUCCAGGGCUGCCCCGGCGGCUCGGUGCCCUUCCGUGCCAUGCAGUGCUCCCUCUACGACAACAAGCCCGUCCUGGGCACACCGGCCCGGUAUCGCUGGGUGCCUUUCCACGGAGCCCCCAACGUCUGCGACCUCAACUGCCUGGCUGUGGGGCACAACUUCUACUACACCUUCGGCCGGGUGCUGGACGGCACCCGCUGCGGCCCCGGCUCCCCAGACCUCUGCGUCGGUGGGCGCUGCCUGAGCGUGGGCUGCGACGGGAUCCUGGGCUCGGGCAGGCAGCCUGACGCCUGCGGCCAGUGCGGCGGCGGCCACGACAUGUGUCUCUUCGUGCACCGGCUCUUCCAGGGCGCGGACUCCUCCUCCGGUUAUUUUGGGUACAUGAAUGUGACCAAGAUCCCGGCUGGGGCCACCCAGAUCAAGGUGACGGACAAGAGCCGCAACUACCUCGCCCUGAUGACAAGCGAUGGGCGCUAUGUGCUCAACGGGGACUGGUCCAUCGCCUGGCCGGGGCCGUACGAGGUGGCUGGCACCCAGCUGCACUAUGCCCGGGCACCCGACGGCACCGAGAGCCUGGAGGCACCCGGGCCCACCGACGAGGAUCUGCACGUGAUGGUCCUGCUGCAGGAGCCCAAUCCCGGCAUCGAGUACGAGUUCUGGCUGCCCCGUGGGCACCCCCAGCCCGGCCGUGGCGAUGCCAGCCCCCUGCGGCAGCCCCAGCCCCGGGGGGCUGGCAGCCCCCCGCCCUGGGAGCCCCCGGUCACCCCGGCCCCUGUGACGCCGCCCCAGCCCGCGGGCUCUGCCACGGAGCUGCCACCAAGAAGCGCCCCCGGCCGGAGCGGGGCUGGGGCUGCCACAGGGCGAUGCGGGAGGUGCCGCCCGGCCAAGGGACGCUCCCAGCGCAUCCGGCACUUCUGCCAGAGCGACUUUGUCUUCCAGGGCCGGAUCCUGGCACAGCGCUUGGUGGGGCAGGAGACACGCUACGAGGUGGAGGUGAAAAAGCCGUAUAGGCACCGCUUCCCGCUGGUGACCCGGGAGUACGUGUGGGUGCCCAACACCUGCGGCUGCCCCCCGCUCCGGGAGGGCGGUGAGUACCUGCUCAUGGUGCGGCGGCACGUCAACUACGAGCGCACGCUCAACCGCAUCCUGCUGCAGGACGACGGCUACGCCCGGCCGUGGACGCCCCGCGAGGACCGGUUGGUGCAGGAGGCAGCCCAGCACUGCCCCCAGCCCCGGCCGCCCUGA
This is a messenger RNA of Gavia stellata (red-throated loon), 1590 nucleotides long. It is a transcript of the gene ADAMTSL5, whose product is annotated as ADAMTS like 5. Gene Ontology annotation, cellular component: extracellular matrix. The transcript has 12 exons. Lineage: Eukaryota; Metazoa; Chordata; Aves; Gaviiformes; Gaviidae. Gene Ontology annotation, molecular function: protein binding; metalloendopeptidase activity. Gene Ontology annotation, biological process: extracellular matrix organization. The record is from RefSeq and is a predicted model, not a curated record. Bases 1 to 1590 code for a protein of 529 amino acids.